Molecule: messenger RNA, 978 nt
Organism: Cydia splendana
Lineage: Eukaryota; Metazoa; Arthropoda; Insecta; Lepidoptera; Tortricidae
Exons: 1
Coding region: 1-978 (325 amino acids)
Biological process (GO): DNA integration
Molecular function (GO): nucleic acid binding
Source: RefSeq, a predicted model, not a curated record
AUGGUUGCCCGAAAAUGUGCCUACUGUAUAAAGCGUAAAGCAACGCCCCACAUCCCACCAACCGGCGACAUACCAGAUGUGCGCCUGGAACACCACAAACGCCCGUUCACAAACACCGGGCUAGAUUAUUUCGGCCCAGUCGAAGUGUCAAUCGGCCGUCGACGAGAAAAACGAUGGAUAGCCCUCUUUACCUGCCUGACGACACGAGCAGUGCACCUGGAAAUUGUUGCUAGUCUAUCAGCAGAUUCCGCAAUCAUGAGCAUACGUCGUUUUGCUGCACGUCGAGGACUCCCGAAUAAGAUACUUUCGGAUAAUGGGACAUGCUUUGUUGGAGCCAACAGACAGCUGUGCGAAUUUUACAGCGACGCUGUGCAAGACUUUGCUGCCAGCAAACGCAUAGAGUGGUGCUUCAUUCCUCCGGCGUCACCAUUCAUGGGUGGUUGUUGGGAGAGACUUGUAAAGACAGCACUCCUUGUGACUCUAAAGGAAAGGGCUCCCAGAGAGGAACUACUCCAUACUCUUCUCCUAGAGGCAGAGGCGCUAGUAAACUCGCGGCCAUUAACCUACGUUACUGAGAACAGAGAGUAUGAAAGCCUGACUCCGUCCCAUUUCUUGAUUGGUACCUCUUCACCGCAGCAGCUACCGGCCGUUUUAGACGAUGGUGUAUUUUCGUCAAGAAAGGAGUGGCAAAAAGUUCUACGACUGUCCGAGCACUUUUGGACCAGGUGGCUCAAAGAAUACCUGCCCAGUCUGAAGCCGAGAAGAAACGACGGAAGGCAGUAUUACAAUUUAAAAAUAGACGACGUUGUCCUCGUAGUUGACCCCGACCUGCCUAGAGGUGUUUGGCCUAUAGGCCGUAUAGUGGAAGUGUUCCCGGGCAGAGAUGGAAAUGUCAGAGUGGCUGACGUGGCCACAAAAGGGGGCCUAUUAAGGAGGCCCGCCAGAAAGUUAGCUCGACUGCAUGAAGAAGUUGUGUAG